Messenger RNA from Melanotaenia boesemani (Boeseman's rainbowfish), 1230 nucleotides. It is a transcript of the gene gp1bb, whose product is annotated as glycoprotein Ib platelet subunit beta. The transcript is spliced from 2 exons. Bases 106 to 729 code for a protein of 207 amino acids. Lineage: Eukaryota; Metazoa; Chordata; Actinopteri; Atheriniformes; Melanotaeniidae. The record is from RefSeq and is a predicted model, not a curated record.
UUUAUCAGUGCAGGCCAGCUGGUUAUAACAUGCACUCUUCUCUGAGAGCAACAGUACGAAGCACAGUUAUCUCCAGAGGACCCUCAGAGCUAAAGUUUGGUAACCAUGAUGGGGCUUUUGCUCCUGUGUCUGCUCCUGAUGUUUGGAGGUCAGAGGUCAUCAGCAUGCCCUCACCCUUGCUACUGUCAUGGCAGUCAGGUGGAUUGCAGCAGCAGGUCUCUCACUUCCCACUCCCUGCCUACCAGUUUCCCUUUGGGAACCACUGAGCUCCGUCUCCAUGACAAUCUGCUGACCACCCUCCCUAACGGGCUACUGGAUGACCUGACUUCCCUCCACUCGGUCUCUCUUCAUGGUAACCCCUGGGUGUGUGACUGUGGUGUCCUUUACCUGCGAGCCUGGCUGCAGCGUCAACCAGCCAGUCUUACAUCACAUGUAGGGGUCAACUGCAGCUCCCCUCCCAGCCUAAAGGGACGGUUGGUUGCGUAUUUAACUGAAGAGGAGGUGCUGGAGUCCUGCCAGUACUGGUACUGUAACCUGGCCGUGGCCUCACUGGUGAGUCUGUUUGUGUUUGUGGUGGUGCAGGCAGCUCUGCUGGUGGCUCUCAGCAUUUUCCUGAAGAGGUUUGAGAGGAUGUCCAAGGAGGCGAGACGAACCACAGAGGAGAGCUUCACAGUUGGAGAAGAUCACAGGGAGAACGAGUAUGAGCAUUUAAAGGACAGCAGCAUCUGAGAUGGACUUGCAACAUUUAAAGAGCUACACACUGGAAAGAAAAUGUUACUGUGAAAAUAGUCUGAAUUAAUGAGUGGAGAAACAGAAAAAUAAAUUAAACGAUUGAUAUACACGACUAGAUUAAAGUCCAAUUCCAUAUGGGACAUUUGAGAUAGUUAAGAUGCUCUAACAGGCUCAUCUUUAUACCUUAUGUGUUUUGUCUUUCAUUUGCAGCACAUGAACUCUCAUACAAUAAAUCACUAUAUAAAAUAGAAAAAUAUUUAAAAUGGUCCAAACAAGAGCCUGACUAAUGUUAUUAUUCUUGUUUAAUUGUAGUCCCAAUAUUUUUUUUAUAAAAACUCCAUAAGUUUGACUCUUAAACAGUGUGACCAAAACAUCUACUGAGCACAUGAUAAGUUUUGUUUUUACUGUAUUUGGUUUAUAGAGUGCUUAAACUACUGCAAAUACUUGGUGAUUGCUGUUACUAAUUUGUCUUUGUGAACAAUAAAAUCUUUGUACGUA